AGACAAGCAGCAGGUGGACAUUUGUCGUCCCAGGCCAGCUCCUGAUUUGAACUCUCCCAUUGUCGCCGCUACCAAACCAUGACCAACGCGUCCGAUAUCAGCACCACCGUCACCGCCGCCUAGGGUUUUAAAUUGUUCCUUCGCUUCCCUCCUACCUACAAAGAGCUAAGAGAAUAGAAAACUUUGUAUUAUUAUAUUAGAUGCCUUCCAGAUCCAUACGCUAAAAAAUUAUUCACUCAAAAGAGAGAAUUUGGAUCUCUCUCUCUCUCUCUAAUUGGCGCUUCUAAGUCUAUAAUUCGAGAGAGUUUACUUUAAUAUGGGGCAAGAGAACUUCACUCCCCAGAAGAGAGCUAGCGGCGGCGGCGGAGCUGGUGGCCUACCCACCACAACAGCCAACGGCAGAGGAGGUCGUGCAACCAUGCCUCGCGGCCGGCAGAUUCAUAAGACCUUCAAUAACAUCAAGAUCACUAUCCUCUGUGGCUUCGUCACCAUCCUCGUCCUCCGUGGUACCAUCGGCAUUGGCAAUCUCACCAGCUCUGAAGAAGAAGUUAUCAACCAGAACCUCGUUGAGGAGACUAACCGGAUUCUGGCUGAGAUCCGCUCCGAUGGCGACCCUACCGAUCCGGAUGAGCCGGCUGAGGCCGAUAUGAACCUCAAUGUCACUUACACUUUAGGCCCCAAACUCUCUAAGUGGGACGAGGAACGCAAGGUAUGGCUCAGCCAAAACCCAGAGUUCCCUAAUUAUGUGAAUGGAAAGCCUCGAAUUUUGCUUUUGACCGGAUCGCCUCCUAACCCCUGUGAUAACCCGAUUGGGGAUCAUUACCUAUUAAAGGCGAUCAAGAAUAAGAUCGACUAUUGUAGGAUCCAUGGGAUUGAGAUUGUUUAUAACAUGGCUCAUUUGGAUAAGGAAUUAGCUGGCUACUGGGCGAAAUUGCCCAUGAUUAGGAGAUUAAUGCUGUCGCAUCCUGAAGUGGAGUGGAUUUGGUGGAUGGAUAGUGAUGCAAUGUUUACUGAUAUGGUUUUUGAGAUCCCCCUAUCCAAGUACAAUAAUCAUAAUUUGGUGAUUCAUGGGUAUCCUGAUUUAUUGUUUGAGCAAAAAUCAUGGAUUGCUUUGAACACGGGGAGUUUCUUGUUUAGGAAUUGCAAGUGGAGCUUGGAUUUGCUUGAUGCCUGGGCUCCAAUGGGUCCUAAGGGGCCAAUAAGGGAGGAGGCUGGCAAGAUUUUAACUGCAAAUUUGAAGGGGAGGCCAGCAUUUGAGGCUGAUGAUCAGUCAGCUUUGAUUUACUUGCUUCUUGCACAGAAGGAUCAGUGGAUGGAUAAGGUGUAUAUUGAGAAUCAAUAUUAUCUGCAUGGGUAUUGGGCAGGGUUGGUAGAUCGAUAUGAAGAGAUGAUUGAGAAGUACCAUCCAGGAUUGGGUGAUGAGAGGUGGCCUUUCGUGACUCAUUUUGUUGGUUGCAAGCCUUGUGGGAGCUAUGGCGAUUAUCCUGUUGAACAGUGCUUAAGAAGCAUGGAAAGGGCUUUCAAUUUUGCUGAUAACCAGGUGCUUAAGUUAUAUGGUUUUGGGCAUAGGGGACUGCUGAGCCCCAAGAUCAAGAGGAUCAGGAAUGAGACAGUGACUCCAUUGGAGUAUGUAGACCAGUUUGAUAUUCGGCAUUCAGUGCAUGGAAACAGCAGAUGAGGGUGCUAGUGAGUGCAUAUAAUUCACUGUGUCAUAAUUUGUAGGUAAUUUAAUUCCUCAGUCAAAGACAAAUUCAAAUUUGAUAACAGUCUACAUACUAAGUUUUCCUUGCUAUGUCGUCUUGGUUAUGUGUCUGAGAUAAAAAGGGUAGAAUUCUUUUAUUGGCAUCAACUUUAUCUUCCUCCUUGUGAGUAAUCAAUGAAGGAAAUUUAUAAACAAACUGCAGUAUGUUUGUCCUUCAUUUAUCUUCUUGUUUGGUAAUGACCUGUUGUAUUUUCAUUUGCUCUCAUUCUUCUGGAAUGUAAAUGAUGAGACUUUUGUGUACGAUUACAGAAAAUUGCAGUCAGGAAGAAAUUUGAAAUCCUCAAUUUAUCAUUCAAA
Messenger RNA from Manihot esculenta (cassava), 2059 nucleotides. RefSeq names its product probable xyloglucan 6-xylosyltransferase 5. The coding region runs from base 317 to 1678 and encodes 453 amino acids. Gene Ontology annotation, cellular component: trans-Golgi network; endosome; membrane. Gene Ontology annotation, molecular function: hexosyltransferase activity. The record is from RefSeq and is a predicted model, not a curated record. Gene Ontology annotation, biological process: xyloglucan biosynthetic process. NCBI's taxonomy places the organism in Eukaryota, Viridiplantae, Streptophyta, Magnoliopsida, Malpighiales, Euphorbiaceae. The transcript has a single exon.